UUCUGUCACGCCAGAAAUACAAACAAACCCGCCAUAUGAAACUUUUUUUGAUAAACUAUAGUAUGUCUUUGAAAGAUCUUAUAAAAACGUAUUAGUCUCCAUAUGAAUAUAAUAUGAAUGAAAGCUACAAUUGGAUUUUCAGUUCUUCAUAUAGAUAUGUCUAGUAGGGGAAGUGAAAACUUGAGCGAUUUCAAAUUGAUGGGAGGGUCGAUAAAGCUCAGCGAAAGGCCCCCUAGCAGUUCACAUUCUUCCAUUUCCAAGAAGUUUUACUUUUCGAAAUUUUCUUCAAGGCCCUCGUCAGCUUUUCCUCGUUUAUGUUCUGGAGGAAAUUCGCAGGAUGAGAAUGUCUCUGUAAGGAAUGAUCGAAGGCCAUUUUCAGCAGAUUUUGUGAUGGCUAAUAAUCCAUUAAUAUCUGGAAAAUCUAAGGAAACUUUAACAGAUGGCAGUUUUGAAAGUAUUUAUGUUCCAGUAGAUUUUCAACUGCCUUCAUCGAACCUCUUCAAGGAGCUCAUGCAGGAAGAUAUCGAUGAAUGGAGAAGUCUCGAAAUAGAGAAUUCUCUCGAAAUGAAGGGAAAAACUCUGUCGGAACACUCCAUACCCACGUUGGUAACGAGCGAUUCCGAAAGAACAGACAUAAGUAAACCUGAAGAUAGUUCCACCAGAUAUAAAUCACAAAAAGACGAAGACUUGAAAGGAAUGAAGAACAAGGAAACGAAGCAAAAUAUAGCAGACAUCGAUAAACCAAACGAUAGUCUACUAGAUCUAGGAGAAUGUCUGAAUCAGAUCGAUGAAACCACGAAUGAAAAUCCACCAAUACAAUAUAAUGAAAAGGAUGCGUCUAUACCCAGUAAAGAUCUUCCAGAUGAUAAAUAUAUCAUGACGCCAGGUUUGACUACUAAACCUCCCUUACCCAGAAAACAAUGCCCUUCUCAUGCAAGUAGCGAUGUGGAAAAGAUCAACAGCGAUCCAAUUUACGAUUAUUUCGCAAUAAAAUAUAAUCUUGAAGCUGGGGCCAGUAUUCAGACCAUGAGGGAAGUGGCAGAGAGGCCUAUAUGCGAGGUAAUUCCAGAGGAAAUGGAUGAUCACCAACGACUUGGUGAUGCUGGGGAAACGGAAGAGUUUGCAAAUAGGAAUGAAUCAGAACAUUGCGAGAAAACUAGGAGCCCAACAAAACACACCGACAUUAAAAAUGACCCCAAUUAUGAUAUCGAGAGUUCCUUGAACGACUGGCUCGAGGAAAUCGACAUGGAUAACGUCCAUUUGAAAGAAUCCGAGACGGAUAAAUAUCUGCAAGAAGUGCGAAAACAGUGCAAGUCUUCGGGGAAAGAUGAGAACCUCAACGAUCUACCUUUGUUGUCUGAAAUCGACAUCGACGACCUCUUCAAACUCGACGAUGUCGAGGAACAAAAACCUCCAGUACAUAAGGACACUCCAUCGGUUGUCUCGUCACCAUCAUCUUCCUCGGUUCAUAAAAGAGACACCGACGACAAGACUCGUACGCACAGGAAGAGGCCCGAAUCCAGAUCGCCAAUAUCGAAAAAAAAUCGAACCACGAAAAAUCCCAGCAGCAGGAAAUGUUCCGAGGAGAAAAACGAGAAAGAGAAGAUCACGAUCAAAUCGAAAUUUACAGGAAAGAAGGUGAACGCUCUAAAUUCGCCAGAGCACGAUGUACAAGCGAUGGAAGAUAACGUGGAAACUUGGAUCGGGAAAGAUGCCGAACACGUCAGGAAAAAUAGGCUGGAGUUUUCCGAACUGAUAGAUUGCGUGGAUGAUCUGAAGGCGACUACGGAGGUACUCGAUAAGAACUUGAAGAUUUCUUGUGCUGCGCCCUCUGAAGAUAUGAAGCAGGAAAAUUACGAUGAUAUCGAAACCAUCAUCGAAGCUCUGGAAAAUCAGGAUAAAACAUCUCAACAAAACAUAAAAACGAUGAAGAAGAUCGUGACCAGCGAGCUGUCGAACUCUCUGAUCCUGAACGAGGACGAAAAAAAUUUGGCGUUUAGGAAAAAGGACGAAAAAAUCGACUCGCCGACGAAAAGUCCUGGCGUCCAAUGCCAAGGAGACGAUUCUGGACGGUCCAGUUCCAUGGAUUGCUCCAGAGAACAGAGGAGUGCGAGAACUCCACGAUGUCAACAUCAUGAACGUCAUCAGUCAGAAUCCGGAGAUGUGUCAAGGAUCGGUAGGAGUCAGAGCGCGGAAGGAAGGCACCAUUGUGAGUCAAUGAGAGGAAUAGGAAGUUACAGGGACCUCCUCUCCUACCUAGAUGAGGUGGACAAAAAAUGCAACGAGACCCUGGAAGUUGCCAAGGAACGCGCACAAACGGCCUCGAAAUUGGUCCUGGAAUCGUCCGGACUAUUCGACACCAUACCGAAAGUUGAGGAUCUCGUCACUCACUCCUCCGAAGAGCUAUCGUCCUUCGUGAUCGACCUUUCGCUCAGAGUAAAGGACAAAACGUCCUGCAUCGGCCUGCUUCAGAACGAACUCUCAUCCCUCCGGGAAAAACUGCUCAACCAGACCAAACAGGCCGAGGCCAACCUCCGCCAGAAGCUGAAGGAACAGAAGGAGGAAACUGAGAGGAUCGCCAGAAGACAUCAGAAGUUCAUCGACCAGCUGAUGGAGGAGAAGAAGACGUUGGCCAGGAAAUGCGAGGAGCUGGUCGAGGAGAUGCAUAACAUGGAGGAGAAGUACGUGUCUAACAUGCGAGCCGUCGAGCACAGGCACCAGGUGGAGAUGCAGAAGAUGAAGGAUAUGCAGGCCGCCAGCGAAAAGUUGAGACGGGAAAGGUGGAUUGAGGGGAGGACGCAAAAAAUCAAGGAGAUGGCGGUGAAGAGCAUCGAACCAGAGGUCGAGAGGAUGGAGAAGAGGCAUCAGGAGGAAUUGUCGAAUCUGAGGAUGGUUCAUAAGCGUGAAAUCGAGGAGCUUGAGCUGAGGGCGGCCAGGAAGCUUCAGGAGCACUCCGAGAACCUGAGGGAGCAGUUGAUAGACGAUAGAGAGAAGGCUUUGGCACAUGAACGAGAUGUGAUGAGGCUCAGGUAUGAAAAGAUGGUGGAAUCGGAGGAACGCAACUACCAGGACCAGCGGCGUCGCCUACUCGCCGACCAUUCGAACCGGAUGGCGGAAUGCGAAGAGCGUGAGGCCCAGGCAGCAGCGGAGAAGGAGAGGGCCAUCAAGCAGGCCCAGGAAGAAUUCGAUGAGAAGCUCCAGGCUGCUAUCAGGAGGCACGCGAACGAGAUGAAGAUAGUCAAGGAGACCGCCGCCAUGGAGAUGGAGAACUGGAAGAAUUCCUUCAGGAAACAGCAGUCGGCCCUGUUGAUGGAGAAAGAGACGGCGAUCCGUAGGGAGUGCAAGAGGGAGAGGGACAGGGAGAUCGAGUUGGUGAUCGAGAAAUUGGAGAACGAGUCCAACAAGGCUAGGUCGCAGAUGGAGCAGACCACCGAGAACAGGAUCAAGAGGCUGAAGGAAAAAUACGAGAUGGAGAUCAGGGAUCUGGAGAUGCUGGAGAAGGAUGCCCAGACCAAGUAUUGCGAAUCCAGGUCCAAGCUGUUGGAGUACGAAGAAGUGAUUCUCACCCUCAGAAACACGGUCAAACAGCUCGAGCAGCAGCUGACGGAAGAGAAAUUGAAGCGCAGCAAGUUGGCGUCGGAACGGGAGGAAACGAGGGAGGAGAUCCGGAAGGAGUACGAAGAUAGGUUGCGCGCCCUCGAAAGGGAGGCGGAUGAGCUGCGGAGCUCGGCAGAUAAGCAAGUGGAGCAGCUCUAUUCCAGGGUGCGAGUAUCACUAGCAAGAAAAGACGAACUGCUGGCUGAACUUACAAAUGACCAUAAGGCACUCAAGGAAAAAUGUUUGUAUUUGGAGAACAUGAUGGAGCAACAGAGGAAGGAGUACAUGAUUAGUACAUGAGAGGAGUCUGUUUUUCCAUUGCUACCAAAUCGAUGAUUAUUGAAUUGUUGCCAAGACCAGAUUUUUGGUGAUGGUAUUGAAAAGGGAUUAUACAUAAGUUGAAAAAAUCAGAAAAUAUUUUUGCAAUGUAUUUAUAAGAGUUGUAAGUGUAUUUUGGAUCUACAAAUGAAGGAAUUUUAA
Messenger RNA from Coccinella septempunctata (seven-spotted ladybird), 4077 nucleotides. RefSeq names its product centrosomal protein of 131 kDa (gene dila). NCBI's taxonomy places the organism in Eukaryota, Metazoa, Arthropoda, Insecta, Coleoptera, Coccinellidae. Gene Ontology annotation, cellular component: centriolar satellite. The coding region runs from base 118 to 3897 and encodes 1259 amino acids. The transcript is spliced from 15 exons. The record is from RefSeq and is a predicted model, not a curated record. Gene Ontology annotation, biological process: cilium assembly; intraciliary transport involved in cilium assembly; regulation of centrosome duplication.